AUGGGCCCUCCCGCCGCCGCCGCGGCGUGCUCCGUGCUGGCGCCGGGGCUGGCCCCCUGCGCGCCCCGGGUCCCCGCCCUGGACCUCGCCGCAGUGGCCGCAGGCCGCGGCCCCUCUGGCGGAUCCGGGGCGGAGCCGUGCUGCCAGGACCACCCGCCUCACAGGCUGACGGCGCGCGCGGCGUCUCCGCGGCGGGGCCUUGGCCGCAGCGUGGCGCCGGCCCUGCGGCGCCUCCGGAGCCACGUCCUCGGGGGCCCGGCCGCCUUUUGGCACCGGUCUUAUGCGCACUGCCCCGCGACGGAGUCGCUGCUUUUCCCCGGCCUGACCGUGGCGAGCCCGCGACGCUCGGGAGGCGGCCGCGCGGGCGGCGGCAGGAAGGUGGCGCCCAGGUUCGCGGCGACUUCCACCACCAUGGCCUCCGACCCGCAGGCCAAGGCUCGAGAGCUGGAGGGGGCCGCCUCCGAUGGUGAUCGCUGGACGGUGGAUGCUACCAGCCUGGACGGUGGAUGCUACCAGCACAGGGACGUAGGUGAUGUACUCUCUGAGGGUAUCUUGACCGCCUGCGGUGAUCUUGGAGAACUGCCAAUCGACAGGAUCCCUUCGUACGGGUUCCUGAUCCUGAGUAAGGAUGCUUGUGACAACGGGUUGGUUACUACGAACGCUUUCAGUGAGAUGUCCUUCGUAGAGACGCCAGCAAGGUUGGCCGCUGCCGGCGGCGGCCUCGGCGCGAUCUCCGGGCGGCAGCCGCGCCGGAGGAUCCAGAGGUUAACGCUCGGGGACGAACAGAGCCUCCAGCUCAACUCGUCAGACGAGGACGGUCUCGAUCCGGAAGGCCGCUGCGGCAGCAGCGCGUCGCCCCCCACGGGCGGGGAGGUGCGUCUCGCCUGCGGCGCCAGGAGCGAGAGCGGCUCCCCCGCUGGCGGCGACGUGCGGCUGUCCCUCGCGCCCGCCCGCGGGUCGCCCGUGGGCGGCGGCGGCCCCGGCAAGGAGUUCUGGCCCCCGCUGGCCGUCGACUGCGGCAGCGGCGACGACGCUUCUCCAGACCAGCAGGACGCGGCCGGCAGCGGCGCGCGCCUCGCCGCCCUCGCGGAGGCGGGCCUCCGGGCCCUCGAGCCCGUCGACGCCCCAGCCGGCGCCCCUCCGCGCCGCGGGGACAGCCGAGGCGGCCUUCCGCCGCUGCGGGCCGCACGGCUCCGCGAGGCGGGGAGGCCCAUCGAGAAGUUGGUGAUGUGA
Molecule: messenger RNA, 1233 nt
Organism: Prorocentrum cordatum
Lineage: Eukaryota; Dinophyceae; Prorocentrales; Prorocentraceae
Source: the annotation of a GenBank genome assembly